UCGCGCCGCUGUGACGUCAUCGCUCUACAAAGCCGCCCCCUCUCUCUCGGGUCGGCUCCACCGUGACGUGUAACACCGAUAAAGUUGCUCAGGUUGCAGAGCAUGAAGUUGUCCGUCGGUGCCGCCGCCGCUGCCGUCGAGUGACCCCGGGGGAGACGUGAGGAGGAGGUCUCUCUUGUCCCUCGUGUCCCUCUCUGGACGCCAUUAUGCGUCUGUGUCUCACCGGAAGCGCCGGGAUGCGUCGCUGCUGUCUGCUCGCCGCCGUGUUGUUGUUGUCUGUCGGGGUCGCCGCCGUCCCGGAGGAGCACAACCCGGCCCAGGAGCAGCCCCCGCAGGAGAAAGCCUCGAGUACACAUCCGAUCGGCCCGGUGGUUUCUGAAGAUGGCUCCUCCAACAAAGCGAACCUGGGCUUCAUCCACGCCUUCGUGGCCUCCAUCUCCGUCAUCAUCGUCUCCGAGCUGGGGGACAAGACGUUUUUCAUCGCGGCCAUCAUGGCCAUGCGUUACAACCGUCUCACCGUGCUGACGGGGGCCAUGCUGGCUCUGGGGCUCAUGACUUGUCUGUCUGUACUGUUUGGUUAUGCCACCACCAUCAUACCAAGAAUCUACACCUACUAUGUGUCCACCGCUCUGUUUGCCAUCUUCGGUGUGCGCAUGCUGCGGGAGGGGCUGAGGAUGAGUCCGGAUGAAGGCCAGGAGGAGCUGGAGGAGGUGCAGGCAGAGAUCAAGAAGAAGGAUGAAGAGCUCCAGCGGUCCAAGCUGGUCAACGGGGCUCCAGAUGUGGAGGCUGGAUCAGGGACCGCCAUGCCUCAGGGGAAGUGGCACAGCAUUAUCUCCCCCAUCUUCAUCCAGGCGCUCACCCUCACCUUCCUGGCAGAGUGGGGGGACCGCUCGCAGCUCACCACCAUCAUUCUGGCUGCUCGGGAGGAUCCAUUUGGAGUGGCAGUGGGAGGAACACUUGGGCACUGUUUGUGUACAGGGCUGGCUGUUGUAGGAGGGAGAAUGAUCGCCCAGAAAAUAUCCGUCAGAACCGUUACAAUCGUCGGAGGGAUCGUUUUUCUGGCUUUCGCCUUCUCCGCCCUCUUCAUCAAACCGGAUGCUGGAUUUUAAUCGGACGGGAGACUUUCAGGUUUUCUCUGUACAUACGUGUAAGAUUUGGUUACGUUGCUGUAGAGACUGUUGUUUUGACCCUGUGUGUGUUUAACAGAACAUGUGAACGGCCCAACAGAAAGCCAAUGUCACGCCCUCUACUCCUAGCUAACCUCCGUACCACAGCAGUCUGUAACUCUGGAGGGUUUCUGGUGGAGGUUAUACACUGUUUUGUUAUCAUUAAAUAACGUAACGCAUUACGCACAUCGAAGCCUCAUCAGAUACACUUUGAACUCCACACAGAAAGCCCUGGAAACCUUUCUUGAGACGUAAAAUCCUCAAUGAGAGGACACACAAAGUUAGAGGUUAGCUAGGAGGGAGCAGGAGGAGCUGCAGCUCUCUAUAAGAGCUGUGUUCUCAUCUGAGGGACAGAACACCAGAGUGUUUCUGAUUUCUGUCCUCUGACUCGUCUGUAAAAGAAAAACUCUGGGUUUUUUGGCAGAAAAACAGAGUCUGACUUGCAGUUCCUCCCUCAGUCCAAUAAAACGUCUCUUGCCUUCUUUUUGUUUUUAAAUAUUGAAUGUUUUUUUUGUUUAUUUGACCUGCUGGCAGACGGUUGUUUAUUCCCUCUUCCUCUCUGGCUUGAUAUUUUUUGUCGUGAUGCAUUAAAAUCACAUACUUAACACUAGAUUUAGAUUUCCCAUUGUGAGGAGGAAUGCAAAAACCAGAACCAACAACAAAUAGUUAAACAUAUAGCUCUGAUUGUGUGAAGUGUGGUUGUAAGAGGUUAUUCUCCAUAGUCUGUUUUAUUACAGUAUAUUGAGUUUGUAGAAACAGACCAGCAAAGGAGCCAAGUAAUGUGCUGCUGUGGACGUAUUUGUAUAAAUAUAUCGUACACUUAAACUAAUAUUAUUCAUUUUCUUUUGGUGUAAAAUAAGUUUUGCCGUCUACUGUACACUGACUAUGGAGAAGUACCUCAUAAACCCCCCCAAUCCAAACUAUCCUUUAAGAAACCGUUUUUGAGAUCUGAUUUAAAUUGAGAUUAUAUUUGAGGAAUAUCUCCCUCGUUUAUUAACCCCUUGUUUCACAUAGGAGCAUUCUUUAAAAAGAGUCAGAGACCUGAACCACUAGAUUACCUCUGCGUCCAGGUGUCGCCAUGCCGACGUAGGGACUAUCCUUAAAAGAACCGCUACCAGAAAGCUACACCACAGCUGAAAAACAAUCUUAUGUGCACAUUUCCUGCUUCCUGUUUCACAUGUUAACUCUUCCUCAAUGAUUAAAGCCAUUAUUACAAACCCAGCUGCCUCUAUCGUUAACACAAAAUCAAUGGCUACGUCAGGUACGGCAUAGAUUACACCACCUGCUAAAAGGUUCUGGUUUAAGUCACUUCUUUUGCCAUAAGCAGCUGUGUGGUAGCUACGGCGACACCUGAACUCGGCAUCCAUGUUUCACCUGUUUAUUUCCUAUUUAUUUAGCUUAAUUUCCUUUUCCUUCUUUAAAGCUAAUGUACUGUAGUAACAGGGAGAUGGAGGUCACCACAAACAAGGAAUGGAAAUAUAUUUUUUAACGGUGAACAGACUAAAGCUGCAUUGUCAAUAUUUGACAGGCUGUGAGAUACUUUCUGUUUGUGAUACUGGUUGGUUGAAAAGCCUAUAAAUCUGAAAAAAAAAAGCUAAAUAAAAAUCUUUCAUGUGUCGUCUGA
Anoplopoma fimbria (sablefish) is the source of this 2790-nucleotide messenger RNA. RefSeq names its product transmembrane protein 165 (gene tmem165). Gene Ontology annotation, cellular component: Golgi apparatus. Gene Ontology annotation, molecular function: calcium ion transmembrane transporter activity; manganese ion transmembrane transporter activity. Bases 207 to 1109 code for a protein of 300 amino acids. The transcript has 6 exons. Gene Ontology annotation, biological process: calcium ion transmembrane transport; manganese ion transmembrane transport; Golgi calcium ion transport. The record is from RefSeq and is a predicted model, not a curated record. Lineage: Eukaryota; Metazoa; Chordata; Actinopteri; Perciformes; Anoplopomatidae.